AUGUAUAAAACUGAAGCUGAGCAUGAUCAUCAUGUUGAAAAAGUUCGUGGUAUUGAUAAAAAUGUUAAAAAGUGCAUAGAAGAAUUAUAUAAUGAUGGUAUAAUGAAGCCAAAACAAACUAUUCCAGCACUUCAAGCAAGAAAAGUAAAGAUGCCAGCGUAUACACAACUGAACAAUUAUCUUGUAUAUUAUAAAAAAAAAAUAUGGUUCACAUAA
Rotaria sp. Silwood2 is the source of this 216-nucleotide messenger RNA. Lineage: Eukaryota; Metazoa; Rotifera; Eurotatoria; Philodinida; Philodinidae. The record is from the annotation of a GenBank genome assembly.